AUGCAGCCAAAACUCGCUCCAUUCCGCUGCGCAGGCCUGUCCUCUACCCAUACACCAUCGAUAGGAUUGGGCACCUCCAGCCCAAGGAGCACCAACCGGCACCCUUGUCUCGCGCGGCCGAGGCACCGCUUGUGGCGUGUGCUGCUGACGCACCGUACAGUACACCGCGCUGUGCCCCUGAUCAAAUCACAAAAUAAAUCGUCAAAAAUUGCCCACCAAAAAUUUCCUCGGCGAUGUUUUGGCAAAAAUCACAACACGAGCUGUGAUUGGUGCGCUGUCCGCCUCUGCGCGAAAUUAACCGAAAACAGUACGCCACAGCAGCUCAACAUUGCCUGGGGGCGUACAGCGACACAAUCCCGCGGCCCGUUUGUCGCAAAUCGAGCAGCGCAACGAACUCGCAGGGUGCCGUUCUUCCCCCGACCACCGAUCGACGGAGCCUGCGACCGACGCGAAACGUUCGCGAGGGGGUGCGCAUUCGAGCGCGCGCUGUGCGAGCGUGUUGCUCCCUGGGCCUGA
Messenger RNA from Chondrus crispus (carragheen), 516 nucleotides. RefSeq lists its product as hypothetical. The record is from RefSeq and is a predicted model, not a curated record. NCBI's taxonomy places the organism in Eukaryota, Rhodophyta, Florideophyceae, Gigartinales, Gigartinaceae. The coding region runs from base 1 to 516 and encodes 171 amino acids. The transcript has a single exon.